CAGGCAAGAAUGUUUCGGUGCACCAACAAAAUGUUACAAAUAUUUGCGAAAGCUUUUAAAAUUCGAGCAAAUGGAUUUUGAAUUUGCUUCCUGGCAAAUGGUGUAUCUUUUUACUAAUCCGCAAAAAGUGUACAGAAAUUUUAGAAGUCGGAAACAAACAAAAUCACAGUUUGCCAGAGAUGAUCCAGCUUUUCUGGUACUGCUAACAUUUUGGCUGUGUGUCUCCUCGAUAGGAUUCGCUAUCGUUUUAGGUUUAGGAUUCUUUCAAUUUCUCAAGUUUCUGUUCUACGUAAUAAUAGUGGACUGCAUUGGAAUCGGAUUUUUGGUCGCUUCUUUAUUUUGGUUCGUGGCCAACAGAUACUUGCGAGUUGACAAAACACAAGAUGUCGAAUGGGGAUAUUGUUUUGACAUCCAUUUGAAUGCCUUUUUUCCACCUCUCAUUAUUCUUCAUUUUGUACAACUAUUUCUCUACAAUGGCUUCAUCAGUCACGAUGGGUUUUCCUCUCGAUUCCUCGGAAACACCUUUUGGCUGAUUGCUGUCAGUUAUUAUACGUACAUAACAUUUUUAGGAUAUGCGAAUGUAGAAAUUAUGUCCAGAACACACGUUAUUUUAUCGGCACUGCCGAUCGCGCUUCUUCUCUAUAUUACCACUUUGGCUGGAGGAAUCAAUAUCACCCGAAUGGUCAUGUCAUUUUAUCGCGACAGAGUCGUGUAGGUGCUGUAAAUACAUAUUAUGUAAAGAUAAAAUAUUCAUUUUUAAUUUAACAAAAAAAAUCUAGUUCAAAAAGAACUUGCUGAUUUUAUUAUAUCCACUUCAUUUUUUUCAAAAUCUUAAUAUAAAUUAAAAACCUCUAUAAAAUGAUUCGACAAAAUAUUAUAAUGUAUAUCAAGUCAUAGCAUUAUGAUGUUCAAUCGAUAUCGUGAUAAAUACUAAAAGACUAAAUAUUUUGAUACUAAAAACAGUAAAACUGUAUUAAAGACUUUCCACUUAUUCAUAGAAUAAUUGUGUAUAACUUUUUUUUUUAAUAAUGUUAAAAAUACAUUUUUAUUUCGCAGUUUCCUUUUAAAUAGACAAUUAAAUGCGUUAUUUAUAACAUCGUGUAAAUAUUUCUAUAUUAUAAUUUUUAAUGUAUAAUUGUUAUUAUGUAAAUGUCUGAUAUAAAGUGAAUUGUUAUCAAAUUACAUGUUUCGCUUGGAAUUUCUACUAGUAUCACUACCGUCGCUUUAUUUACAGUAUUGCCGAUGAUUUCGCCGCCUUUUACGUAUGAAAGGCCGGAACUAUAAAUUACAAAAAUCUCUCGAAUCAG
Messenger RNA from Belonocnema kinseyi, 1307 nucleotides. It is a transcript of the gene Unc50, whose product is annotated as protein unc-50 homolog. The transcript is spliced from 5 exons. The coding region runs from base 71 to 715 and encodes 214 amino acids. Lineage: Eukaryota; Metazoa; Arthropoda; Insecta; Hymenoptera; Cynipidae. The record is from RefSeq and is a predicted model, not a curated record. Gene Ontology annotation, cellular component: Golgi membrane.